AUGGAUCUGCCGAUAUUGUCGUACGACGAGACCGAAUGGGCGAAGACGCACACUGGAAAUAAAGUGAACAAGAAGCACGCGAUCGCCGGAACUCAGAAUAUUAUCAUUGCCGGAAAAGUGGGUCACCGUCCGAUUUUGGCCGAGACCAUAUGCUCAAAAUGCCAAUUCAGACGAUAAUCGAGCAGGGCGUCUCGAUUCGCGGCGACCUGGCGACGGUGAAAAUCGGAAAGUAUUGUGUGCUCAAGACGAGAUGCGUCGUCCGUCCGUGCCUCAAAAUGUUCAGCAAAAAGCCGACGAUCUGCAAUGUGAUCAUCGGCGACUACGUUUAUAUCGAGGAGGUAAGUAAUGUUCUCUCAAAGAGCAUCUCUUCUCUCAAUCUCUUUGCUUCUCCGAUUUCCUCUUUUUCUGAACUGAAAAAGUCUAGGCUGUCCAUCCGGGCAAGAAAAUAUCCAUUUUUGCAAAACGGCGCUGGAUUUCAACAAAAUCGAAUCUAAAGUUUCAUUUUAUUCGCUCACGUGAGAAUAAUGUUUAUUUGUGCGCAAAAAUGAGAGUUCCGGUGCAAUUAUCUUGUGGGUGAAAGCUCGUUUUACGAAAAUAAAGAACACGUUCGAGAUUCUGGAAGAGAGAUCUUUACAUAAACUGGCAGUUCCAAACAGUGCCAACGUGGUUCUCAGGAUUUCGAACGUUUUCUCCAUUUUGGUAAAUUGCAAAACUACUCUGGAUCUCGAGAGUUAUCGUGUAACCAAGUACAAGAAGACUGCAAAGUUUGGGCCCGAUCGGAAAAGUGCUUGCGAACUAUAUCUAGGCCUUGUUCUGAGCGAAAUUCCUGAAAUUCGAAUAUUUCAGGAUUGCGUGGUGAACGCGUCGCAGAUCUUCGCGUUCGUGCACCUGGGCGCCCGUUCGAUCCUCGGCAACGGCUGUGUGAUCCGCGAGUGUUCGCGAGUUCUUCCGGAUACCGUCGUCCCGCCCGACGCCAUCUUCCCACCCUUCUCCACGAUCGCCGGCAAUCCAGGUACAGUAUCCCGCCAGCUGAUCCCUUUUGAAAGUCCCCCCAUUUUGCAGCGCGAGUGAUCGGCUCCGAACCGCUGUGCACCGAGAAUCUGAUGACGGAGGCGUUGAUGAUGUACUACGACAACUUUGUGCCGCAGCAGAGAGCCGCAUUCGCAUGA
Messenger RNA from Caenorhabditis sp. 36 PRJEB53466, 1169 nucleotides. NCBI's taxonomy places the organism in Eukaryota, Metazoa, Nematoda, Chromadorea, Rhabditida, Rhabditidae. The record is from the annotation of a GenBank genome assembly.